Molecule: messenger RNA, 843 nt
Organism: Batrachochytrium dendrobatidis JAM81
Lineage: Eukaryota; Fungi; Chytridiomycota; Chytridiomycetes; Rhizophydiales
Exons: 1
Molecular function (GO): zinc ion binding; metalloendopeptidase activity
Source: RefSeq, a predicted model, not a curated record
CCAGACAACAUUCAGGCAGCAGCAGUCAAUCUGUUUUAUCUUGCUAACCUGAUGCACGACAUCACAUACCAGUAUGGUUUCAACGAGGCUGCAGGUAAUUUCCAAAAGGACAACUUUGGAAAAGGUGGUGAGGGUAACGAUCCAGUCAACAUCGAUAUUCUAAACACUUCAGGCACCAACAAUGCCAUCUUCUUUUCUCCUGCUGAUGGUCAACCUGGCACAAUGAGAAUGUUCCGAUUUACCUAUACCAAGCCCAACCGUAACGGUGCUUUUGACAACCAAGUUCCUUUGCACGAGUAUGGACACGGUGUUUCAGGUCGUUUGACUGGUGGAGCAGCAGCAUCCAAUUGUCUGGUUGGAGGUGAAGCUGGCGGUAUGAACGAAGGCUGGUCCGACAUGUUCUACAUGAUCGUAACUGCCACGCAAUCACAGAAUUCCAAAACACCGAUUCACUUUGGUAGCUAUGCUAUCAACAAUGCCAAUGGUGCUCGUUCCCAUCCUUAUACUACUGACAUGAAAGUCAAUCCUUUGACUUAUUCCGAUCUCAAGACCCGCCAAGAAGUUCAUGCUGCUGGUGAAGUGUGGGUUUCUAUGCUUUGGGAAGUCUACUGGAACUUGGUCACCAAGAACGGAUUCUCCACCAAUCUCUACGAUGCCAAGGGCAAGUCUGGUAACAUUAUUGCCAUGCAGAAUAUGAUUGGUGGAUUUAUGCUCCAGCCAUGCAAUCCCAGUCUCCUUGAUGCUCGUGAUGCCUAUAUUGCAUCUGAUGUUGCUCGCUACAAAGGUGCCAACAAAUGCGAGAUCUGGAAAGGAUUCGCCAAACGCGGUCUGGGAGUCAAGGCU